This is a messenger RNA of Cadophora gregata, 1317 nucleotides long. RefSeq lists its product as uncharacterized. The record is from RefSeq and is a predicted model, not a curated record. The coding region runs from base 1 to 1317 and encodes 438 amino acids. The transcript has 2 exons. NCBI's taxonomy places the organism in Eukaryota, Fungi, Ascomycota, Leotiomycetes, Helotiales, Ploettnerulaceae.
AUGAUCCUCACAUCUCGAUCUUUACGGCGGAAAUACUUUCGACCCAAACCUCUGUUGUUGACUCUUGCAUUCCUCUUCCUCCUCGAUGCAUUCUCACUCAUCUCGUCGCGGCCGGUUCCGAUCAGGCGAUCCUCUCUUCCAGCUCACCUGAAAGAUCAGAAGAUAUUCAUUGCGUCCAUGUUCCGGAACUCUGAGUACAUGCUUCGUUUGUACUAUAAUGAUCGCCUUAUAGAUCUGAUACAGCAUUUGGGACCGCAAAAUGUGUUUGUGUCGAUCAUCGAGUCUGGGUCGCAGGAGGAUACGAAAGGAGCGCUGAAAGAGCUCAAGGGGAAAUUAGAUGCUCUGGGGGUGACGCAUAAAAUUUCUCUGGGAAUGAAUGUCACUGAGCAGAUGGAAUCGAUAAAGAAGGUUCCUAAGGAGGGAGAAGAUAGGACUGGGUGGAUCUUCACGGGCAGAGGAGAGCCGGGGUGGGAAGUACGACGCAUCCCUUAUUUGGCAGCGUUGAGAAAUCAAGCUAUGGAGCCACUGGCAGAGAUGAGAGAUAGCAGGAAGUUCGACAGAAUUCUCUGGAUCAACGACGUGGUCUUCUCAACAGAAGAUGUCACCACACUCCUUUCUACCAGAGACGGAGCUUACGCCGCAGCAUGUGCCUUAGACAUCUCCAGCGACCCACAAAUCUACUACGACACAUUUGCCCUCCGCGACAGCAGCGGCUUCAAAACCGCCUCCCAGCGCUACCCCUACUUUUUCUCCCCACUCUCUCGCCAAAGUCUGUAUCAGAAUCUCCCCGUUCCCGUCUCCUCCUGCUGGAAUGGCCUCAUCUCCCUCGACGCCGCCCCAUUCUACGCCUCACCACCCCUUAAGUUCCGCGGCAUCUCCGACUCCCUUGCCAAAGAACACCUCGAGGGCUCAGAAUGCUGUCUCAUCCACGCCGACAAUCCACUCCGCCAAGAGAAAGGCGUCUGGAUGAACCCUAACGUGCGAGUUGCAUAUAGAGCAGGGCCGUAUUCUAGGGUGAAUGGCGGUAUGGAGAUCAAGAGUUCGAUCGCCAACGAGAAUACCGGGAUUCCCGGUGGCGAUGGGAGUUUCUGGCCGGGCGGGUUCGAGGUCGUUAGGGGUGCUUGGGCGAAUAGAUGGGCGAGGUGGGUGACGCAGGUGAAGAUUUGGAGUGAGAAUAAGAUGGUGCUGGGAAGGGUUCAGACGUGGGUUGAGAAGGGGAGGAAGCUGGAUCCGCCCGAGACACGAUUUGAGCCUGGGAUGGAGUGCUUGGUUAAUGAGAUGCAGGUGCUUUAUCAGAAUGGGUGGAAGCAUGUCUAG